Adineta ricciae is the source of this 2979-nucleotide messenger RNA. NCBI's taxonomy places the organism in Eukaryota, Metazoa, Rotifera, Eurotatoria, Adinetida, Adinetidae. The record is from the annotation of a GenBank genome assembly.
AUGGUUGUUUUUUAUCUGUUAUUAUUAGUUAAUAUCUGCUCGAUCAUCGCCGAAAAUGAACUUCAAUUCGUUUCGUAUAAUGCGUCUUUACAAACUAUGAGAGUUCAUCAAAAUGGCGAUGAGGCAUUUGAUGCAAUUGUUGUUGAUGAAGAACAAAAGCAGAUCAUUAUUGGAGCAAAAAAUGCAAUCAUUCGAUUGUCCUUGGAUGAUUUUCAUGUUCGGGAAAGAUUCAUCUGGGAAUCGCAAGUCGACGACGCAAAUAUCUGUCGGAAUCAAGUGAAAUUAGUGAAUGAAUGUGAAAACUACAUUCGUGUUUUAGCACUUCGUCCUCGUGAUCGAUCUUUAUUGGUUUGUGGAACGAAUGCUUAUCAUCCAAUUUGUACAUGGCGUCAAUCAGAUUCUCUGACAACAUUGGUUUCAAAUGAAAAUCUUAUUUCAGGAGAUGGAAAAUCUCCAUUUAACAGUCACUACACAGCAGUAUACCAUCUAAUUGAGACAGGAGAGUUCUAUUCUGCGACAAAUAACGAACCUGUAUUUGGCAUUCAGGAUUCAUUGAUUCAACGGAGCUUCAGUCAAACAAAACAACUACGAACACAACAACAUGAUUCAAAUUGGUUAAAAAAUCCAUAUUUUGUGCGAAUUUUGAGUAUCAAACAAUAUAUUUACACAUUUUUUCGUGAAAUUGCUCUUGAACAUCUUUCGUGCGGAACAAAUAUUUACUCUCGUGUGGCACGAAUAUGUAAAUAUGAUGAUGGUACAAUGAAGUAUAGUGAUACAUUUCGUUCCUUUUCAAAAUUACGAAUUCAAUGUUCGAAAAAAUCAUCGAAUGAAGUGACUUCAUUUGAUUUCAACGAAUUGCAAUCCAUCUUCUUUGAUUCAUCGUCGAACUUGAUCUAUGCUGCAUUCAAUUUACCCAAACAUGGUUUACUCGGAUCAGCAAUUUGCGUUUACACAGUUGAAGAACUCGAAAAUAUCUUUAAAUCACCAUUUUUGACACAAAAAUCCAAUGAAUCGUUUUGGUUACCAUCACCAGCAAGACAAGAAACUGAAAGCUGUGACGAACGUGGACUGAAAGAUGAGUCAAUGACACCAUUGGGUCCUGUCCUUCGAUCAGGUGUUCUUCAAUCAUCAGUCAAUGCUCUAGUAUUGAAUGAUAUUCAUAUUGGUCACUUGUUAGUUGAUCAGUUAAACGGAAUAACGGUUUUAUUUGUAAUAACUCUUGACGGUUUAUGGUUAAGAAAAUAUUCAUUGCUAUCUGAUCAAACAUUAUGUCUAUUAGAACAAAUUGAUUUAAAACCACCGAUGGUAUCGAUAGACAAUUGGAAAAUAAAUAAAGCAGAGUUGAUAGCAAAAACAAAGGAAAUCGUCAUUACAACUCACAUUUCUGUCCUGAAGAUACCUGUUGCACGCUGUGAUCGAUUGAAAACCAACGAAAUUUGUUCGGCAUUCAUGGAUCCUUACUGUACGUGGGAUAAUGCUCGACAACAAUGUGUAUUUUCGAAGAUUUCAUCAUUGAUGACUUCGUCUGAAAGUUUUAAAUGUCCAAAUGUCGACAUUAUAAGUAAUGACGGCUGGACUUCUUGGUCAGAUUGGUUUUCAUGUGAACAAGAGACGGGUGAGAAAUGCCAAUGCCGAACACGAACAUGUACACAAGCAAAGGAUCGAUUGAAUGCAACUCUAUGCCAAGGACAACGUAUUGAAAUGAGUCAAUGUGAAAUUCACGGUGGUUGGUCACCGUGGAGUGCUUGGAGUAACUGUCCUCAGGUGUGUGGUAAAUUCCUUCGAUCAAGAACACGAACUUGUACAAAUCCUUUACCGAGAAAUCAUGGCCGAGUUUGUAUUGGUCCGGAACGAGAAGAAGAUUGGUGUCCGGAAAUUAUUUGUUCAAGUGAUUCAUCACGAUUGAGUGCUUGGAGUGAAUGGAACCAAUGUUCGAAGUCCUGUGGUGGAGGAAUACAAAAGCGAACACGAACUUGUUUAGUUGAUAAUGAGAAGUGUCACGAAUGUUUACAAGAGACUCGUCCAUGUAACCAACUCCCUUGUCCAGUUGAACAAGCAAUACUUUGGAGUAAUUGGACACAAGUUGGAUUGAACAAUGAAAUCAGUAGUGAUGACAUUAUAAUGGAAUCACGUACUCGUUUUGUUUGUUCCAUGAUGGUCAAUCAAACAGUAUUAGAUAUCAAAUCGGAUCAAACUAUGUUUCGCGUUUGUGAUAAUGGACGAAACGAUUGUGAAGAAAAAGAGUCACUUGGUCAAUGGUCUCAGUGGUCCGAUUGGGGUCAAUGUUACCCAUCUUGUGGUACUGCUGGAUCAGUUCAGACUCGUCGUCGACAGUGCAUGAAUAAUCAGUGUUUUGGAAAAGAAAUUGAGAAACGUGACUGUUCAAUUUGUCCUUCUCAUUCAAAAAAUAAUUGGUCCUGCUGGUCAGACUGGUCGCAAUGUUCAGCGUGUACUUCAUUUCAAUUUUAUUCAACGAAGUACCGUACUAGAUUAUGUUUAACAAAUUCUUGUGCUGGUCUAUCGCGUGAAGAACGCGCCUGUUCAUGUCCUUUCAUUUCUCCUUUUUUCGAUGAAUAUCGAUUCACAUUGAUUCAGACGCUCUUCAUCAGUUUAAUCUCGUUUCUCUUCGGUUGUUUACUAAGCCUAUCAGUAUGCGCAUUAUACAAUCGUCGAUAUAGCUCAUCCAAAUCUUACCAAAGAAACUUCGCGGAAUAUCUUCGUGAAUCAACAUCUAACUCAUCCUCAAGUCCACAUACAGCGAUCGACUCCGAUACAUUCACAACUUUAUCAAAUCCUAAUCAGAAUUCAAUGAAAUUUCGAAGUUUUGAUUCGCCGAAUUAUUUCAAAGAUAUUCCAUCAAGAAAAUUGAAUUUGUAUAUGAAUCCAAGAGAUAUUCCACCAUCACCACCACAACCAACAUUGAAGAGAACAUCAAUGAUGUCUUUGAUGAAAACAAAUCUGGAUGCAGAUGAUUUAUAA